Molecule: messenger RNA, 465 nt
Organism: Pseudogymnoascus verrucosus
Lineage: Eukaryota; Fungi; Ascomycota; Leotiomycetes; Thelebolales; Thelebolaceae
Exons: 2
Coding region: 1-465 (154 amino acids)
Source: RefSeq, a predicted model, not a curated record
AUGCCUAAAGACAAUACCAUGAUCUCUCCAGACCUAGUCCCAGUCGAAAAUCCAGAAAAUCCAUAUCGCUUCAGCUCGUCAGAUGUGCGCUUUCUCCCACCGACGGUUCUACACAAUCUCUUCUCCAUUGUGUUUAGCCACGAACUCAUCCGCCGAAAUGGAGUACAUUCGGAUAAUGGUUCUCAAUCCUCCUCGGUGGCCGUGUAUAGCCAUCGGGGACUAGCCCUUCGAUCGCUGAAUGAAGAUCUUUCAUCACCUGAAACGCAAACUAGCGAUAUGGUUAUUGCCUGUAUUUUGAUGUUUACUUUGGCGGAGCUUCAGCUUUCGGUCUGUCACGAUUGGGACAAGCACAUCGCAGGCGUCAAAAAGAUCAUCGAAUUACGAGGUGGCAUAAAAAAUGUUGCCGGGCGAGACGUCCAUCUGGAUUCUAUGCUUGCUUACUUUAUGAUGUAUGGCCAUUUCUAA